AUGCCGCCAACUCCAACUGCCGAUUCCUUGUGUGGUCAACGAGGUGAGGGCGAUGAGAGCGAAGCAUCAAGACGAAUCAAAACUGGACUUCUUGUGCAGAUGCAGGGUGUUGGAAAUAAUGAUCAGAAAGUCCUAGUUCUUGCAGUAACGAAUACUCCCUAUGCACUUGAUCAGGCCAUCAGCCGCCGUUUUGAUAAGCGUAUUUACAUUCCUCUGCCUGAUCUGAAGGCUCGACAACAUAUGUUCAAGGUGCAUUUAGGUGAUACUCCUCACAACUUGACUGGAAGUGAUUUUGAAAGCUUAGCUCGACGAACAGAGGGAUUUUCAGGGUCAGAUAUAUCUGUUUUUGUUAAGGAUGUUCUUUUUGAACCUGUUCGUAAAACCCAAGAUGCGGUGUUUUUCUACAAGACGCCUAAUGACAUGUGGAUGCCAUGUGGACCAAAACAACCAGGUGCUGUCCAAAUUACAAUGCAGGAAUUGGCAGCCAAAGGACUUGCAGCACAGAUCCUUCCACCUCCUAUUUAGAGAUCAGAUUUUGAUAAGGUGCUUGCUAGACAGAGGCCAACGGUGAGCAAAUCUGAUCUGGAGGUCCAUGAAAGAUUCACAAACGAGUUUGGAGAAGAGGGCUGAUGGCUUUGAUGAAUACGUCACAUUGAUCUACUCUCCGGUUGUGCGUGCGAUCAUUGUAAUUUGUAUUCUAUUAAUAACCGCUGGAUCAUCCAUCCAAGGAAUUGUUGCUAUUUAGCUUGGUCAAGCAGGGAAGGUGACUUAACUUCCCUUUUCUGUAUUCAGAUGCAAAGAACGUUUCGGCACUUAGUCCAUUGCUCGUCUCUUUUUACUGUGUAAAGAACAUUACUCUGAAAAAAUUUGGCUUCAAACACUUGAAUAUAAGUUGUGCCCUUUUUCA
This is a messenger RNA of Hibiscus syriacus, 907 nucleotides long. RefSeq names its product protein SUPPRESSOR OF K(+) TRANSPORT GROWTH DEFECT 1-like. The transcript is spliced from 7 exons. The record is from RefSeq and is a predicted model, not a curated record. Gene Ontology annotation, biological process: endosomal transport; vacuole organization. Lineage: Eukaryota; Viridiplantae; Streptophyta; Magnoliopsida; Malvales; Malvaceae. Bases 1 to 525 code for a protein of 174 amino acids. Gene Ontology annotation, molecular function: ATP hydrolysis activity; ATP binding.